Messenger RNA from Elaeis guineensis (African oil palm), 1234 nucleotides. The record is from RefSeq and is a predicted model, not a curated record. Lineage: Eukaryota; Viridiplantae; Streptophyta; Magnoliopsida; Arecales; Arecaceae.
CUCUCCCCGCUACGCAACGAGGCCCGGUAUCUCUCCUCCACCACAACCAGCUGCUUACCCUCUCACGCCCUUUCGUUUUUUUUGUCAUUUGCUUUUUUGGAUGGGGAAGGAUGUGGAGGCCGCUGCGGAAGGGGGUGAGUUCACCGCGAAGGACUACACGGACCCGCCGCCCGCGGCGCUGAUCGAUGCGGAGGAGAUGAUCAAGUGGUCCCUCUACCGGGCGGUGAUCGCUGAGUUCAUCGCGACGCUGCUGUUCCUCUACAUCACCGUGGCGACGGUGAUCGGGUACAAGCACCAGUCGGACCCCAACGUGGGUGGCGCCGACGCGGCCUGCAGCGGUGUUGGGAUCCUGGGCAUAGCCUGGGCUUUCGGAGGGAUGAUCUUCAUCCUCGUCUACUGCACCGCCGGCAUCUCCGGCGGUCACAUAAACCCGGCGGUGACGUUCGGGCUGUUCCUGGCUCGCAAGGUCUCCCUGGUCCGAGCCCUCCUCUACAUGAUCGCCCAGUGCCUGGGAGCCAUCUGCGGCGUGGGCCUCGUCAAGGGCUUCCAGAGGGCCUACUACGACCGCUACGGCGGCGGCGCCAACGAGCUCAGCUCCGGCUACUCCAAGGGGACGGGAUUAGCCGCCGAGAUCAUUGGCACCUUCGUCCUCGUCUACACCGUCUUCUCCGCCACCGACCCCAAGCGCAACGCCCGCGACUCCCACGUCCCGGUGUUGGCUCCUCUCCCGAUAGGAUUUGCAGUCUUCAUGGUCCACUUAGCCACAAUUCCUAUCACUGGGACCGGUAUUAACCCUGCGAGGAGCUUAGGAGCUGCUGUGAUCUACAACAACGAAAAGGCCUGGGAUGAUCAGUGGAUCUUCUGGGUGGGGCCUUUCAUCGGUGCCGCAAUUGCUGCAGCUUAUCACCAAUAUGUCCUCAGAGCUAGUGCUGGCAAGGCUUUGGGAUCCUUCCGUAGCGGCUGAUCACAUUCAUCCAACCUUCUUCUUUUCCAAUUGAAAAGCAGUGGUGAAGCUUGAAAUUGUUAAUAAGAUCCUUUUGUGGCGUGGGGUGUCCAACUGUACUCAAUUGUUCAGCACCACUGGUUGCUUUUUUUUUUUUUCCUUCUUUUUUCUACCGACUUGUACGAGUGCGCCCGUGUGUCAUCUUUCCUUGUAUUUCCCGCUGGCCUCUUCCCUUUCUCUCUUUGCAUCUGUAAUUACCACGCAAGCCUAUGAAGUUUCUAUCCUUUGUCA